Messenger RNA from Hirundo rustica (Barn swallow), 628 nucleotides. RefSeq names its product prefoldin subunit 5 (gene PFDN5). Bases 31 to 495 code for a protein of 154 amino acids. Gene Ontology annotation, biological process: protein folding; regulation of DNA-templated transcription. The record is from RefSeq and is a predicted model, not a curated record. The transcript is spliced from 6 exons. Gene Ontology annotation, cellular component: cytoplasm; prefoldin complex. Lineage: Eukaryota; Metazoa; Chordata; Aves; Passeriformes; Hirundinidae.
GGCGCUGUGGCGGAGGGCGGGCAGCCCAAGAUGGCGCAGGCCGUGAGCGUGGGGGAGCUGGGGCUGCCGCAGCUGGAGCUGCUCAAGGGGCAGCUGGAGCAGGAGGUGGAGUUCCUGUCCUCGUCCCUGGCCCAGCUCAAGGUGGUGCAGACCAAGUUCGUGGAGGCCAAGGAGUGCCUGAACGUGCUACACAAGGGCAACGAGGGGAAGGAUCUCCUGGUGCCGCUCACUAGCUCCAUGUACGUGCCUGGCAAGCUCCAGGACGUCCGCACGGUCCUGGUGGACGUCGGCACUGGCUACUACGUGGAGAAGUCUGCCGACGACGCCCGGGCAUUUUUCAAGCGGAAAAUCGAAUUCCUGACGCGGCAAAUGGAGAAAAUCCAGCCGGCCCUGCAGGAGAAGCACGCCAUGAAACAGGCCGUGCUGGAGAUGAUGACGCAGAAGUUGCAGCAGCUGACGGCGUCUCAGGGGGUCCCGGGAGCGGCCAAGGCGUAGCCCCCACCCCAAAAUCCAUCCUGCGGUGGGAUUUGGGGGUGCAGCCCCCACCCCAAAUCCCGGCUCUGCACCCCCCAAACCCCGACCCCCCAGUUUUGUACCAGUCCCUGGAAUAAAGGAGACACGGCUCUGA